AUGCUUGUUGCAGCAACGGACUCUAUUGUGGUCAUCGCCUCCCCUGUACCUUCACUGUCAGCAGGAGCUGGUAGAGUUCGUAUUCUUCGUAUUUACCACAUGGAGCACCGAGAAUGGAAAAGAAUUACUCUACCAGCAGGACUCUCAAAAUGCUACGCCAACUCCGAAAUGCUCAUUGCCACUUGCCAUGGAGGUCAAGCCAUCAUCUGGGAGUGGAACGGGGUCGCCACGGAGUUGGCCAUGGAGCACGAACCCCCAACGCAUCAUCCGCACAGCGCGUAUCUACUCUUCGGCGGUAUUCCUGGAGCCGUAUUUCAUCCCUCAGAGCCCGGCUUAAUCUUCCUUGUCUGGGUCUAUGGAUACGAGCUGGCGUUUGUUCCAGAUGAGCAUGGGGCCAAGUCUUGGUCGCCAGAAGACGUCUCCCCCGCCUGCACAUUCGUCAUUUCUCGAUAUGAAAAGGACCAAGAAGGACACUGGACUCCCACUGCGCGCUUCGAGCAUUCUUCAAAAAUCCCCUACGUUCAGGAACGCCAUGUCGGCACACCAAAAAGUGUCUCUGAUGUGGAGAUUUCUCUAGACUGUCAAAAGGUAGACUCGAAUGGGUCAUUUAGCCUUUGCUUCAUACGAAGUCGGUCGCAUUACGACUGGCCCGCUCCGCACCGCAGUCUACACGCAGUCGUGAUCCAAUGCUUCAAUGUUUUUACAAUGGGUUUUUUCGAUGCGUCAUAUUGGAAACCCCCAGGAGAGGUCGAAGGUAUCGAAUCCGCAGUUAGCAACAAUGAGUCGGGGACAUGGUGCGACAGCAGACCUCAGGCAACUCGACUCUGGAAUAUGCAGAUUUUCGAGGUGCACAAAACCUUCUCCGUCUCCGACGCAAGCUUUGACUUUAUAUUCGAAGACGACGACGACAUCCCGCGACAAAGGGUCUCUUGCUUCAAGCCAGGGACGGACAGUGAUGAAGGAUGCCAGGAGGGUGAUGCGCGCCACUUUGAUUGCGAAGAUCCCAAGACGACUUCUGGGAAUAUUUCCGUCUUUGUUCACGACCACUUGAUGGUAUUUUCAACUGACAGCGGGUACCAUAUCGCUAUGCCUACAGAUCCCAACGGGGAUGACCACUUGUGGCUGUCACCAACACGUCUCUCGACGCGCUUCAAGGAUGACGCCCCGAGGCAAUCACCGGUUUCACCCCCCAAGAAAAUGGACAUUUGCCAUUGCUUUGCUAGGCCUCACCUAGCGGAUUUAGAGCGUUUCAGGCCCGGAAUACCAGAAUAG
Molecule: messenger RNA, 1272 nt
Organism: Geosmithia morbida
Lineage: Eukaryota; Fungi; Ascomycota; Sordariomycetes; Hypocreales; Bionectriaceae
Product: FBOX protein
Exons: 2
Coding region: 1-1272 (423 amino acids)
Source: RefSeq, a predicted model, not a curated record